AAAGGAUCUGGUUUAACUCCUCAAAUACAACUCACAUUAGCAAUACCAAGCACUACAACUGUAGGAUCCAGGAAUUUCUUAUUACUCAAAACCUUUGCACGAAAACUUGUACAAGAAUUCAGUGUGUCUCCCUCAGGGACAAGGGUUGCCAUUGUGACUUAUUCACAAGACCCACACCUGGAUUUCAGCUGGCAUGAAUUUUUUAACAUGGAAUGCACGUUGAAAGCCAUCUCAUCUAUUAGGUAAAUAGCUCAAACUGUUAAAAAAAACAGUAAUGUAUAUAGUAUACUAUCUAGAUAAAUUAUAGUGUGACUUGUGAAUGGUGAAUAUUUACCAACACUUGUUUGUCCUGAAAACGAUCGUCAAAAUUCAAUAUGACGUUUCAACACCCUCUGUCUCUCUGAGUUAAGAGCAAUUUUAUAGCCCCCACUAUCUCUAACUUAUUUUGAGACAGCUUACUAACUCGCAGGUCACAAAAUAAAAUCAGUAAUGUAUUUAGCAGUGAUUUCCAUCCAAGAUGUUCUUUCUCUACAGAUUUGCGGCUGGACGAAGUGCCUCUUUAGAUCACCUUCUCCACUUCCUAACAUCAAACCUGUAUUCACAACCAAAAAAAGAGAAGCUAAAAGCCCAACAACUACUUUUUCUUAUUGCGGAGAGUAAUUCAUUUGAUUCUUCAGCAUUGACUGCUCUUCGUGCCGCCAAAACAUUGGCAGACAAUGGGGUGGAGGUGUUUGUUUUUAAAGUUGGCGGCAAGCAGGUGAUCGAUCUAAGCAAAGUUGCAAGUGAGCCAUUGGAUACCCACGUUUUCCAAGUUAACGACUUUAAAGAUCUCUUAAAGGCAUCAAAGGCUUUUAAUGGCAAAGGUAAAUAAGUUUUAACUAAGAACGUGCGAAUCUUUGAGUUUAUCAAGCCGUGUAAACCUUAAAUUAGUGGUACAAUGUCCCGCAGAUAUAACUCCUAUAUUAUUUCGUUUACAAGAAAUGACACAAUUACUUUCCGCUAAAAGGAGAUUGCUUCAUGCGAUACAUAAUAAUUAAAUUACAAACAAUUUGGAGGAGAUCCCUUUAGUAUUUAUAAUCAAUAAUCUCCCUAAUUAAGAAUACUCUCAGGAACCAUAAUUGAGGAAGGAGACUGCAACUAGCACCUUUUCCAGUAAUAGGGUUGGUUCGAUCGAAAUAGCCAAAUGUGCUAUUUUUAGCACAAAUUGUGCCAUCUCGUGUGACAAGCGCGCGCAUUUUUCUGCGAGGACGCCACGCAAAAGAUAACCAGACAAAAUGGCGUCGGAAAUUACCUCCGUAAGAGAUGAAUAAAUUCAAUUUUUGUCAUAAUUGCUUCCUCUGAAUUUGAGGCAACACCUUGAGGUGAACCUCUUUGACAAUAGCUCUAAAUGUGGGGAAUGUGAAUGUAAUUCUGCUUAAUUAUGUUAAACACCGCGGUGAGAGUGACAAAGAGAUGUCGUGCGAUGGUGAAUAGACUGAUUUACCAACAGGACGGGAAAGUCAGUUGACGACGAGAAAGCGCACGGAAAGGACUAAACACGACUUCCUGUGCUCAGUUUGCCGCUCUGCCAUUGGUCAAGCCAGUUGUUUGAUUUGCGCACGCCGUCGUCCACUGACGUUCCCGUUCUGUUGCUAAAUCAGCCUCACCCUAAUAUCCCGUUCGGACGAAACAAACAGUCAAAACAAAAAGUGCGGAGAAAAGGAGGGCGGGACGUUAACAGCAACAACAACAAAAAAAUUAUAACUAAUUUUCUUAAAUUCUUUGAAUUCAUAACAAAUACAGCUCCACAAGUUUCAAACAGUAUCUACCGUCAGAAUUUCAUGGAAAUAAUACUUUUAAAUAUAAUAAUUUUCCCAGUUGAAGAUAUCCUUGGCAGCGUGGCGCAGUGGUCUAGGAGCUGACCUUCCGCGCAGAUGUGCCAGGUUCGAUUCUCGCUUAAGCCGUUUUUUCUUUGUUGUAUAUAUUUUUUCGUUUUAUUUUUGUUUUGUUUUUAAUCAUAUUUUUCCCCUUGGCUUCUUUCCCUUUAUUUUUACUUCUGGCCCAUUACAGCCUCGCGAGGUUUUUUGGGAUAAAAAACUGUGUAUGCAUUGCCUAUCAAGAUAUGAACCACUUGGAAAGAUAUAAAACACUCAAAUAAAGUUGUAAAACGAUCGCCCAUCUCCUGAAAUUCCAUACAAGAGCCACGCCAUCUCUUGGGUUCCCGUGAGAGUUUGUGACGUUGAGUGUGGUGCAGUUUGUUCUAAAAAGAGCUCAUUUGGCUAUUUCGAUAGAACCGCGUGGACCCCUCACUUCCGGUAUGCUACCUGAUUAUGGCUCCUGAUACUCUUUUAGGAUUCAAUCACACUUGUUCUGGUGAAGGAAUAGUUUACGAUGAAUGUAAUCGCCGCUGCCAUUGUAAAGUUGGAAGACCCAGCGAUUGUUACAGAAUACGAAAGGAAUUCACAGAAAUGUCCUUUAGGGAACGGCGUCGUUACGUGAGGGCCUUUAAAGCAAUAUCUACUGAAGACCCUUAUAACAGGACCUACGAUGCUCUCACUGCCCUUCACCCCAUUUUUUUCAAAGUAAUUCACGAGAAAAAGUUUUUUUUUCCUUGGCAUCGCUGGUAUCUGUACGAAUUUGAAAAUCUUCUUCGUCGAGUGGACUGCCGCGUGACGGUGCCAUAUUGGAAUUGGGCACGUGCUGUCUCAGAAAACCGCCUGUGGCGCCACACGGGAUUACGAGAUAUCUGGAAUCCGGAGACUCACGGCUUUGGUGGCAAUGGUGACUCUAGAUCUGGUUGCGUUCAAAGUGGACCUUUCAAAGAAGGAAAGUGGUCGCUACCAACAUGGUUAAAUUCAGAAUGUCUUUCCAGAGAAUUUGAUUAUGACACCGAUUUGCCAGGCCAACGAUUUGUUAAUAAUCUAAAUCGAAUAACUUGGAGUCGGUUUAGCAGGUUUGAAGCUGCUGUUAACCGUAUGCACAAUGAUUUUCAUGAUGCCAUCGGCGGAACAAUGUCUGAAGAUGAAUCUGCCGUUGCACCUGAAUUCUGGUGUCACCACGCCUUCCUGGAUAAAAUCUGGUCCAACUGGCAAGAUCGUGGCCCUAAAUACAAAUUUGCAUAUUAUCGGAGUAUAAACAGGACACUACCUGGGGGGACACACUUUGGAAGGGAGUUCAUGGACCUUCGAUAUCAGCCGCAAUGUGUAAGGGUCCUAUAUGAAGAGACACGAGAAGUAUAA
Molecule: messenger RNA, 3218 nt
Organism: Porites evermanni
Lineage: Eukaryota; Metazoa; Cnidaria; Anthozoa; Scleractinia; Poritidae
Source: the annotation of a GenBank genome assembly